AAUGUUAGUUGUCUAUAGAGAAUGGUCUCUGAAUCCGAAUGUAGCUGUGCUGCUUUUGAGCACACAUUGCAUCCAAUUUACGUUGAUCCUAUAUGGCACAUGCUGCGCUCUAAUUAAUCAGGGAUUGUCGUCGAUGUCGCCAUCUGGAGCGUCAGGUCCCACCAGGAGCCUCAUAUCGUCGUAACAACGACGGAACUUUUGCUUGGUCAACAUCGACUGGCGAGCGCUGGAGAGAGAACGAGAGAUGCUGGUGUUACCAGGUUACAGCGUCUGUCCUUCUGUGCAGGACAGAAUCAGAAUCUGUACUGAAGAAGGCCGAUGAAGAUCGUAGACCGAGUGAGAUCCAUGCUGUGAAGUAACGCAUGAAGAGAGUGCCAGGAAUGACAAGGAAUGACGUUAUCGCGCUCAUCAAGCGUUCGGCUAGCCCAGUGUCUCUGGUUACCGUCAAACAGGAUCACGUUAUAACUAGUAAUCUCAAGGUGUACAUGGACACCGCAUUCCCCAGAGAUUCACCCGACUUGGUCCUGCAAAGGGAGAUCAUCUCUAACCUGCACAUGAGAGUUGUUCCAUGUACCACUAGGAACCCUCGACCUGGAGAGACACCUGGAGUGGACUUUAACUUCAUCUCCAAAGAGACCUUCCUGGAGAUGGAUAAAGAGGGAGAGUUCUUGCAGGUCGGGACAUAUCAGGGGAAUUUCUAUGGAACCCCAAAACCCCCAGCAAAACCUGAGGCCCCCAGUGGCCCCUCCUCCAGGUCUGGCGUGGCCAGUGAGUACAGCAGGACUCCACAGUUGCCCACAGUGGACUCACCCUACCUCUCUGGUUUUGAUUCCACUAGUGAGGAGCUGCCUCCUCUGGUACCCUCCACCACUGUGUCAACACCCCCUAGCAACUCACCAAGCAGAAAGGAAUCCUUGGAGAUAGACAAGAAGGAUAGAAAACUCUAUGAGGAAUCAAUGACAAGGGGCUACAUUGAGUCAGCUCUCGCUCUCCUGAUUCUCGUGGGUGUGACUGGAUCGGGCAAGAGCCUCUUCAAACGUCUAGUUUUAGGUCUUUCAGUUCCAGAGUUCAGUCCCUCCACCCCGCUUGCCGAGUCAGCUGUCCGCUCCAUCUCCAUAUGCCAGGUAGCAGUGGGCGGUGUGAAAUGGGUAAUUGUGGGUCUGCAAGAAAUGAUGAAAAUGGUUGCAGAGACGAUAAGGGGAGGGGUACCACUUCUUGCAUCAGCAUGGAAAGAUUCGAGCGAGUUAGCAUUCACGAGCACACAACCUGAUUCAACUGAUACAACACACUCUCAUUCUCCUCAGCAGACCUCUCGACCAGAACUAGAAAAGCAAGAGCCGAUUCAAAGACAUGUGAAAACAGAAACUACCUUACUUUCAUGCGCUUGCUCUGCAGAGAAUGCUUUGACGGAAAUCGAGAUAGAUUUAGAGCUUAUGCGUCAGCUGACCAAAUCAUCUGCCGUUCAAAAAUUAAUGGACGUCGAUUUCAUCUACCUUUUAGACAGUGGUGGGCAGCCACCGUUCAGAGAGAUGCUCCCACACUUUGUCCAGCAGUCGUCUGCCAUUGUCCUGAUGCAGAAGCUCAACGAGAGGUUGGACUUUAGACCGACCAUCAAGUACCGGGAAGAGGGAGGAAGAGUGGACGAAGGAUACACAUCCCAACUGACAAACGAGCAGAUUUUGCACCAGUACGUCCAGGCAGUUCAGUCUCAAAAGUCCAAAGUGUUUGUGGUGGGCACUCACAGGGACAGGGAGGGCGAGUGCGAGCAUGAGACAAGAGAAAUGAAGAGCAAAGCGCUGCUUGAAGCUUUCCGGCCGGUUCUACACCGAACAAAUGGAGCUGUACGAAGUAGGUGAGCCAGAGCA
This is a messenger RNA of Geodia barretti, 1865 nucleotides long. The record is from the annotation of a GenBank genome assembly. NCBI's taxonomy places the organism in Eukaryota, Metazoa, Porifera, Demospongiae, Tetractinellida, Geodiidae.